AUGCCGACUCCCUCGCGCCUAGGAAAGUUUGACGUGCCAAAGGUCUCAUUUAAUGAGUACCUGAUGAACCACCUCAAGAACAAACUCCGAGAAUGUCCAGAUAAGAAAGCCUUUAUAGCAGCUGAAGAUCACCACAAUUCUGUAACGUACAAGCAAUUGUAUGAACAUGUACAGUCUGUUGAGACCUACCUCGACAAUAUUGGCUUCAAAAAAGGUGAUGUAGCUCUAAUUGCCGCGCCAAACUCUUGGCAAUACAUAGUGAUACUGGCCGCGGUCGCAUGCAGAGGUGGAGCAUUGAGUGGAGCUAACCCCGAUUACACAUCAUUCGAACUAAAAAGGCAAAUCUUGGACUGCAAGGCUAAUGUUGUGUUCUGUGGGGAAGAGACAUUGAAACGGGUACAAAAUGCAACUAAGGAUUUGAAUAAUAUAAAAUUAAUCGUGAUAAGCAAUGCACAUGCUCACGGUGUUACGACCAUCUCAGACGUGCUGAAAACAAAGCCAAGAAGACUGGCGCAGCCUCGGAUCAACCCUGAAACAGAUUUAGUGCUGAUUCCAUACAGCUCUGGUACUACUGGAGACCCGAAAGGGGUUAUGCUAAGUCAUCGUAACAUGGUGGCAAUGUUAGAAGCUAUUGAGACGUAAGUAUAUAUUUUUGUCUAGAGGUUUUGUAAGCUUGUUUGCAUAAGAAAAAGUUAAACAUUGUUUUAAAAAUGCAAAAGAGUACAAAUUAAAGUACUAAAUCAAACAAACUUGAUUUUUACAGCUACUACGACCAACAACUAAUGAAAGACUUGGAAAUUGACAUGGGCAAAGAAACAAUAUGUUUGCUAAUGCCAAUGUUUCAUGCGUACGGUUGUUGUGUCAGCUUGAACACACUUAUCAGAGGAACAACAAUAGUGCUACUUAAAAAAUUUGAUUUUGAGCUGUUCUGUAAAACAAUCCAAGAUUUUAAAGUAAGUUAACUCCGUGCCCUUGAUAGCUCAGAGCCCUAGUACAAAGCACUAGCCCAAGCAAAAAUUUGUAAAACCCAAUUAUUUCAGGUCAGAGUCCAAUUUCUGGUCCCAAUGAUCAUCUUACUCCUAGUUAACCACCCACUUGUCAAAAAGUACAAUCUAAGCAGUUUGGAAGUCAUCCAAUCUGGUGCAGCUCCAUUAGGUUCCGACAUUUGUGAGCUAGCCUUUCAACGAUACCCAAAUCUACGUGUUCUUGGUCAAGGCUACGGUAUGACAGAGUGCACGGUUGGUAGCCACUUUUUGGCCGUUACUAAAAACAACUUUUCUCAAGUUGGGCUAUUGGCUCCAAACAUGGAAUUAAAGAUUCAGAAUCCAGAAACCGGGGAGGAAAUGCCGAUAGGCAAAGAGGGUGAAGUCUGUAUUAAGGGUCCUAAUGUUAUGGUUGGGUAUUUGAACAAACCUGAUGCAACAAAGAAGACGAUUAUUAAUGGGUGGCUUCAUACUGGUAGGUGUUUUGUUAUAGACACGCAAUGGAAUAAGAAGCGGGACUAAAAAAUGUUUUUGAACUUUGAACUAAAUCUCAUGAUUGUUCCGGCCCAGCUCAGGUCUUUUUUAAAUUCAUUUUGGCUCGGCUUACGGAUUGGGCUUUGGUAUGGUCUUUGACCCUCGGGUCACAUGUUCUAAACCGGCUCUUUUUAAAUUUUUGUCGGCCCGGCCCGUAAGCUGCAUAUGGGUUUGCGCCUUUUUGUUGUGGCCCACCUGCGGCAGGUUGGCUUGUUUUAAAACCUCUUUUUGGGCUUGGCCCAGGGCUGGGUCAUGCCAAGGCCAAGCCUAGUGGUCGCUUUUUAAGCCUAAGUUCUCUCCCUCCUGUUCCCUUUUAGUAUUUAAUUCUUUUUAGACUAUUGUUAUAGACAAUGAAAUAACAUUUUCAGGUGACAUUGGGUACCAAGACGAAAGCGGCCUACUCUACAUUGUUGACAGACUAAAAGAGUUGAUCAAGGUGAAUGGUUUUCAAGUUCCUCCAGCUCAACUCGAAGGCAUUCUAGUAUCACAUCCUGAUAUUGCUGACGCAGCUGUAAUUGGUAUACCAGAUCAAAUGGCCGGUGAACUACCCAAAGCUUUUGUCGUACGAAAAUCUGAUAAGUUGAGUGUAGAGGAUGUGAAAGCGUUCGUCGCUGAACGUACCGUGCACUACAAACAUUUGAAAGGUGGUGUGGAGUUUGUGAAAGAGAUUCCUCGUAGUCCAGCUGGAAAGAUUCUGAGGAAAGAUUUGCGGCUUCUGGAGAAGAAAAAGGCAAAAUUGUAA
This is a messenger RNA of Bursaphelenchus okinawaensis, 2259 nucleotides long. NCBI's taxonomy places the organism in Eukaryota, Metazoa, Nematoda, Chromadorea, Rhabditida, Aphelenchoididae. The record is from the annotation of a GenBank genome assembly.